Messenger RNA from Paramecium sonneborni, 2767 nucleotides. The record is from the annotation of a GenBank genome assembly. Lineage: Eukaryota; Ciliophora; Oligohymenophorea; Peniculida; Parameciidae.
AUGUCGAAAUAAACACCUUUAUAAUCUGAUCCAGAUUCAUUAGUGUACUUUAUUGUUAUAGUUUAUUAUAGAGAGGCAUAUGAAUAAUUGAAUAGCAAGAUUUCGAAUAAUAAUUAUGAUUUAGUUGAUCAAAUUGGUUAGAUUUGUUAAAGUAUUAUGUGGGGAGACAAGAACAAUGACACAUUUUUUGAGUAAAUUAUCAUGUUAAAUACUAUAUAGUUACUUUUGUGAUUAAAAGACGAUGUAAUUGUAUUUAGAUUUAGUGAAUACUGGAUAAAGGGAAGUUGUAGUAGCAGUGAUUAAAACAAUUACAAUGCUAUUGCAAAACAUUCAAAGACCAGUUAGCAUAAAUUACAUAUUAAGUCAUAGUGCAUUGAAUGGGAUAAUUACAGCAGAUUAUAACUUUAGAGAUGAUGAAAUCAUAGCUUAUUAUAUAAAUUUGUUGAAAUGUGUUUCAAUUAGGAUUGAUGAGUAGAGUUUAUAAUUGUUCUAUAAUUUGGUAUGUAAUUCUAAUCUCCAUAGAAAUUCAGCACAUUUCCAAUGUUGAUGAAGGCUAUAUGUUUCUACAAACAUAAAGAAAAUUUAAUUAGAACAAGUGUAAGAAAUAUAGUUUUAGGAAUUACUAAAAUAAAUUUACCUUAAUUGCGUAGAUAUGUUAAAUCUUUUCCAUUCACAUUAUUUUAUGUUUAAUUUAGUUGUUACAUGAGAGAUGCAUUAUUUUAUAUAGGAGGUUUAAUUUAAGAGGGAAGAUAAGAAUCUCAUAAGAUAAUAAAAUUGUUAUUAGAUGAUCAAUUGGAUAUUUUGUACUUUUUGGAAGAUCUCUUAAAAACAAAUGUAGAUGCAUUACCAAUAAUUGUGAAUUCAAUUAUGGUCUAUGGAUUCAUUCCAACAAUAAUAAUGGGAGUUAUUAAAAGUGGUUAAUAAUCAAUAAAAUUAAAUCAAUAACCUUAAAGAUAAUCGAUGAAUUAUUAAUAAUCUUAGAAAUAUCAACAUAAUAGAGGAUAAUCAUUAGGUAAUUUUACAUUUACGAGUAUAUUUACAUCAUCAUAAUAGAAUACAAAUUAAUAAAAUUAAUAGGUUAUUGAUAUUAAAUUUUGUCUUUUCAUUUUAAUCUAAAUUUAUAAGAGUUUCAGUUUUAGUUAAUUAUUGGAUUUAUUAACUCUUUUUAUAUUAGGAAAGAAUCCAGACAUUGUAGAUUUCAUAAAUUAAUUAAGUAAGUUUAAAUUAUGAUUAGAUUCUAAUUCCAAAUUGAAUUCUUAUGAAAAAGAUGUUAGUAUGAGUGAGACUUGGAUAAUAAAAGAGAAAACAUUCAUACAGGCAUAUUCUUAAUUUAUAUACAAAGAUUGUGAAAUAAGAGAAGAUAUUAAUAUAAAUGAUAAGGAGAAUCUAUUAAAAGGGAUUUCAUCAUAUGAAACAUAAUCUAUAAAGAGAGAAUGUAUUUGUAUAUAUUAUUAAAAAAGUACAUUGUGAACAUUUUAAAGCAUUAAUAAAUGAUCCAAAAAGAUAUGAUGAUUUUCUUAGUAUUACUGAUAUGUGUGAUAUAUCAAUAAUAAAAUCAUAAACUAAAAGUAAAACAUCAGCUUUGAAUUUUUUGGAGAAAAACGAAUAGAAUAAAAUGAACGGAAAUACAAUCAAUCAUAAAACACCAUUUUAUUCAUUAAUGAAACAUUUAGAAAGUAAUGAUGAUACUGUAGUAUUUAUGGUACUUUUAUUUAUUAAAACUUUACGACAUUCAAAAAAUAUAUCUCAUUCAGUUUUAGAAUAAGUUGGAAUGAUAACUCCAGAUAAAAAUAUAUAAUUAUAUAAAAAUUGCUCAGAAACUUAGUAUUUUAUGCAAGAUAAACUCCUAUUUAUUUUAGAAACAGGAUUACCUCCUUAUAGAUUGGGAACAUAUAUUUUAUCAAUUUAGAUGUUGAUUGAUUUUUGUAGAACAGAUCUUGAGAGUUAUGAAUUACGUUAUAAAGAUAGAUUUAGAAAUAUUGUAUUAAAUCAUAUCCAUAAAAUAAAUGAAUAUAUAAAGAAUCCUUUAGAAAUGCAUUAUGUGAUAGAAUUCUUUUAUACAGAUUACAAAGUAUUGAAGUAAUGAAAGACAAAAUAUAAUAGCAAGACAUCAAUUUCGAUUUGGCCAUAAACACAUAUACAGUUAUUAUAUGAGAUGACUCCUAAAGGUGUUUGUUAAAUUGAUAUUAAACAUAAUGAGAGUAUUUAUUUUAUGGAACCAGCUAACCAAAAAGAUAAAGUUAGAAAAGACAUGUUGAUUUUGUUGAUUUUGAAAUAUACAACAUCAGUCUUUUAUGAAUUGAAAGAACAAGAAUAAUAAAUACUUGACAAUCCUAAACCAUUUGGGGAUGGUCCUACUUUCAAAUAUGUAUAAGGAAAUGUUUAUAAUUUAUAAGAAGAACCAUAUAGUUAAUUUAUUUAACAUUAAUGUAAGUAUUAAAACAUUGAUGCUUGUGUUUUAGAAGAUUCUAACUGUUUAGUAUUAAUGGAUCUAGUGAAAGGGUAAAAUUCUGCUAAAUGCAUCUUUUCAUAUAAUUUGAAAUAUACUGAUGAAAUGGUUGAAAGACUUAAUUUGAAAAUACUUCAUGUGACUUAUAGAUUUGAGAAUCAGACUAAUGUUUUUGACUUGGAAUUUCUAAAUAAAUAAGCUUGUUAAACUGCAAAAAAAGUGAUAGAGUAAAAAAAAUUGGCUUUGAGAAAGGACGAAUUGGAUACUAUUACAACAUAUUUAUAGGCACUCACAAAUACGUUGAAUUAUAAUAAAUGA